Molecule: messenger RNA, 3164 nt
Organism: Coregonus clupeaformis (lake whitefish)
Lineage: Eukaryota; Metazoa; Chordata; Actinopteri; Salmoniformes; Salmonidae
Product: exportin-T
Exons: 17
Coding region: 76-2166 (696 amino acids)
Biological process (GO): tRNA re-export from nucleus
Cellular component (GO): cytoplasm; nuclear pore; nuclear matrix
Molecular function (GO): tRNA binding; small GTPase binding
Source: RefSeq, a predicted model, not a curated record
GCUUGGCCUGCUGGAGGGCAGCAGCAGCAGAAGACAGUGAAACUACGGUGAAGAGGAGUAGCAGCUCACCCUCUCAUGGCCUGCCAGUCUGUCUCCAUCAUCAACAUGGACGAGCAGGCUCUGCUGGGGCUCAACCCAAACGCGGACGCCUGCUACAGGCAGAAGGCGAUGGUGUAUUUUGAGCAGUUGAAGGAGUCCCAGGAUGCCUGGGAGGUGUGUGCAGAGGCCCUGGCUAAAGGCAUUUACAGUGACGACCAUGUGAAGUUCUUCUGUUUCCAAGUCCUGGAGCACCAGAUCAAGUACAGACAUGGAGGUCUCAGUGCUGCCCAGCAACAGCUGAUAAGAGAAACCCUGAUGAAAUGGCUGCAGUGUCAGUUAAUGAACUCUCAGCCAGAGAAGCCGUUCAUCCGUAACAAGGCAGCCCAGGUGUUUGCUCUGACCUUCGUGAUGGAGUUCCUGACCCACUGGCCCAAGUUCUUCUAUGAUAUCCUGUCUCUAGUGGGUCUGAACCCACACGGGGUAGACGUCUACCUCAGAACACUGAUGGCUAUCGACGCUGAGGUGGUGGACAGAGAUAUCCUGCACUCACCUGAGGAGGUGCGUAGGAACACCUUAAUAAAGGAUGGAAUGAGGGAGCAGGUCAUCCCCAGCCUGGUUGAGUCCUGGUACCAGAUCCUCGGGGCUUAUCAGCAGUCUCACCCUGAGAUCACCUGUCAGUGUCUGGAGGUGGUAGGGGCAUACGUCUCCUGGAUAGACCUCAACCUCAUCGCCAACGACAGGUUCGUCAACCUGCUGCUGAGUCAGAUGUCUGUGCAGGACCUGAGAGAGGAGGCAUGUGACUGUCUGUUUGAGAUUGUUAACAAAGGCAUGGACCCCACAGACAAGACCAAGCUGGUUGAAUCCCUCUGCCAGGUCCUGCAGUCUGCCGGCUUCUUCAAUGUGGAGGAGGAGGAGGACGUGGACUUCCUGGCUAAGUUCUCCAGACUGGUUAAUGGGAUGGGCCAAUCUCUGGUGCUGAGCUGGACCAAACUGGCCAAGGGGGGCGCCGUGAAAGACGCCACGGAGACGCUGCGCGCGCUCGAGGCCAAGGUUCCGCUGCUCCUCCAGCUGUUGGUCCACGAGGACGACGACAUCUCGGCUAACGUCGUCGGGUUCUGCUACGACUACCUGCACAUACUCAAACAGGGCUCAGAGUGGCAGGGUACCAUGCGUCAGGUAGGGAGAGGAGGACAGGAGGCCGUUGAAGAGUACUGGGAAUCAGACAAGUUCCCUCUGCUGACAGACCAACAGAAAACUAACGUUGAGGCCAUAAUGUUGGCAGUCAUGAAGAAACUGACUUAUGAUGAGGAGUACAACUUUGAGAAUGAGGGGGAGGAUGAAGCGAUGUUUGUAGAGUACAGGAAACAGUUGAAGAUGUUGUUGGAUCGUCUGGCUCAGGUUUCUCCUGAACUGCUACUGGAAGCUGUGCGCAGGGUUUUCAACAGCACCAUGCAGACGUGGCAGACGGCCCCGUUCAUGGAGGUAGAGGUGGCCAUCCGGCUGCUCUACAUGCUGGGAGAGGCUCUGCCUGCGUCUCACGGAGCUCACUUCUCUGGCGACACGGCCAAGACCUCGGCCCUGCAGGAUAUGAUGAGAACGCUGGUCUCCUCUGGGCUCAGUGGGUACCAACACACCUCUGUGGCGCUGGAGUUCUUUGAGACGGUCGUUCGCUACGACAAGUUCUUCCUCGUGGAACCGCAGCACAUUCCUAACGUCCUGAUGGCCUUUCUGGACCAUCGAGGCCUGAGACACAGCAGUCCUAAGGUCCGCAGCAGAGUGGCCUACCUCUUCUCACGAUUCGUCAAGACACUGCAUAAACACAUGAACUCCUUCGUUGAAGACAUCCUGACCAGGAUACAGGACCUGCUGGAGCUAGCGCCUCCUGAUAACGGUUUCCCGGCGCUGCUGACCAGCGAUGACCAGCUGUUUAUGUUUGAGACGGCGGGGGUGUUGAUUGUCCACGGAGAGAGUCCUGCCGAGAGGAAGCAGGCUCUGAUGAGAUCACUGCUGACCCCGCUGACCGACGCCUUCCGUCUGCUGCUGGCCAAACUGGCCUCCGAGGGAGAGGAGGAGAGGCAGGCCGCACUGGCAGACUGUCUCAGUCACGCUGUCGGCUUCGCUAGGUAAAUACACUAACCCAGGAGGAGAGGCAGGGUGCCCUGGCAGACUGUCUCAGUCACGCUGUCGGCUUCGCUAGGUAAAUACACUAACCCAGGAGGAGAGGCAGGGUGCCCUGGCAGACUGUCUCAGUCACGCUGUUGGCUUCGCUAGGUAAAUACACUAACCCAGGAGGAGAGGCAGGGUGCCCUGGCAGACUGUCUCAGUCACGCUGUUGGCUUCGCUAGGUAAAUACACUAACCCAGGAGGAGAGGCAGGGUGCCCUGGCAGACUGUCUCAGUCACGCUGUUGGCUUCGCUAGGUAAAUACACUAACCCAGGAGGAGAGGCAGGGUGCCCUGGCAGACUGUCUCAGUCACGCUGUUGGCUUCGCUAGGUAAAUACACUAACCCAGGAGGAGAGGCAGGGUGCCCUGGCAGACUGUCUCAGUCACGCUGUUGGCUUCGCUAGGUAAAUACACUAACCCAGGAGGAGAGGCAGGGUGCCCUGGCAGACUGUCUCAGUCACGCUGUUGGCUUCGCUAGGUAAAUACACUAACCCAGGAGGAGAGGCAGGGUGCCCUGGCAGACUGUCUCAGUCACGCUGUUGGCUUCGCUAGGUAAAUACACUAACCCAGGAGGAGAGGCAGGGUGCCCUGGCAGACUGUCUCAGUCACGCUGUUGGCUUCGCUAGGUAAAUACACUAACCCAGGAGGAGAGGCAGGGUGCCCUGGCAGACUGUCUCAGUCACGCUGUUGGCUUCGCUAGGUAAAUACACUAACCCAGGAGGAGAGGCAGGGUGCCCUGGCAGACUGUCUCAGUCACGCUGUUGGCUUCGCUAGGUAAAUACACUAACCCAGGAGGAGAGGCAGGGUGCCCUGGCAGACUGUCUCAGUCACGCUGUCGGCUUCGCUAGGUAAAUACACUAACCCAGGAGGAGAGGCAGGGUGCCCUGGCAGACUGUCUCAGUCACGCUGUUGGCUUCGCUAGGUAAAUACACUAACCCAGGAGGAGAGGCAGGGUGCCCCUG